This is a messenger RNA of Sphaeramia orbicularis (orbiculate cardinalfish), 1679 nucleotides long. RefSeq names its product probable acyl-CoA dehydrogenase 6. Bases 1 to 1344 code for a protein of 447 amino acids. Gene Ontology annotation, molecular function: acyl-CoA dehydrogenase activity; G-protein beta-subunit binding; flavin adenine dinucleotide binding. Gene Ontology annotation, biological process: fatty acid beta-oxidation using acyl-CoA dehydrogenase; G protein-coupled receptor signaling pathway. The transcript has 11 exons. Gene Ontology annotation, cellular component: cytoplasm; heterotrimeric G-protein complex. Lineage: Eukaryota; Metazoa; Chordata; Actinopteri; Kurtiformes; Apogonidae. The record is from RefSeq and is a predicted model, not a curated record.
AUGCCGGUCAUAAAUGUAGAGGACUUGACAGACAAGGACAAAGCUGUAAUGGAAGUAACCCAACUUAAAAAUGAAGUGAAACUUGAGAGGUGGUUGACAUCUAAAUGCUGUGAGGAGAUCAAGGAAUACAUUCAAGCAGGCGUGGAGGAGGACACCCUUGUCAAAGGCAUUUCAGAGGAGAAGAACCCCUUCAAGGAGAAAGGUGGAUGUCACUUUGCAUUGAGGGAGUCUCUCAGAAAGAUCAUCGACCAGGAGAUCAACCCAUAUGUGGAUCAGUGGGAAGCAGAAGGGAAGUUUCCAGCCCACAAAAUCUUCAAGAUCUUAGGAACCGCUGGGUUUCUAGGGGUCAACAAACCAGUGGAGUAUGGAGGCUUGGGCCUUGACUACACUUACAAUGUGGCAGUGGCAGAGGAGCUGGGCAACAUCCGAUGUGGAGGCAUCCCCAUGGCUAUCGGUGUACAGUCUGACAUGGCAACUCCUGCACUGGCCAGGUUUGGUUCACAUGAGCUAAAGGAAGAGUUCCUCCUUCCCUCCAUCAUGGGGGACAAAGUGGCCUGCCUCGGCGUCAGUGAAGUCGGUGCUGGUUCUGAUGUGUCGAGUAUUAAGACCAAGGCAGUGAGGAAGGGGGAUGAAUAUGUGAUCAAUGGUGGAAAGAUGUGGACCACCACCGGCACACAGGCUGACUGGAUGUGUCUCCUGGCAAACACCAGCGAUGGGCCGCCACACAGGAACAAAUCUCUCAUCUGUUUGCCCAUGAACCUGCCAGGAGUACACAUCGCCCGCAAGAUUGAUAAACUGGGUAUGCGGUCAUCAGAUACAGCAGAAGUGUUCUUCGACGACGUCCGAGUUCCCUGCAAAAACGUGAUUGGCCAAGAGGGCAUGGGCUUCACCUAUCAGAUGAUUCAGUUCCAGGAAGAGAGGCUCUGGGCAGCGGCCAGUGUCCUGACAACGAUGGACAACAUCGUUCAGGAGACCGUCCAGUACACGCGACAGAGGAAGAUCUUCAAGCUGCCGGUCCUCUACCAUCAGGCAGUUCACUUCAGGCUGGCGGAGCUGCAGACGGAGGUGGAGCUGCUCCGUUCCCUCAUAUACCGUGCUACAGCACUUUAUAUCAAAGGGAACGACGUCACCAAGCUGGCAUCCAUGGCUAAGUUAAAAGCGGGCCGUCUGGCCAGGGAGUUGUCCGACAGCUGCCUCCAGUACUGGGGAGGGAUGGGCUUCACCAGUGACGUCCUGGUCAGCAGAGUUUACAGGGAUUUCAGGUUAUUGUCUAUCGGAGGAGGGGCUGAUGAGGUCAUGCUGUCAAUCAUCUGCAAGUACAUGGACACACUCCCCAAGAACUGAUGUAAUGGGUGCCCCCUACCCUGAGACUGAUGCCACAACACUUAACUCUAACACCGAAGUGCAGUUCAGCCGUCCUAUUGAAGCAGUAAAAAGACAAAAACAAUUAAGCUAUUUAAUCAUUUUGUCUUUGUUUUGACAAUGCUGUAUGUGAUCAUAAAGAAAUCCUUUGCUAAUUGCUAUUUGCUAAAAUAUAUAGCAGACAUCUGAUUUUUUUCUGACCUCAAAAAUGUGAGAUCUAGUCACGGAAAAAAUUAUUAGACCAUCAAAAGUCAUCAAAAACAGUGGUUAUGCAAUCAAGUACUAACUCUUGUGUGUAUCAUGUGACUAAAACAGAC